Messenger RNA from Arachis stenosperma, 1141 nucleotides. RefSeq names its product ethylene-responsive transcription factor ERF060-like. NCBI's taxonomy places the organism in Eukaryota, Viridiplantae, Streptophyta, Magnoliopsida, Fabales, Fabaceae. The record is from RefSeq and is a predicted model, not a curated record. Gene Ontology annotation, molecular function: DNA binding; DNA-binding transcription factor activity. Bases 1 to 918 code for a protein of 305 amino acids. Gene Ontology annotation, biological process: regulation of DNA-templated transcription. The transcript has 2 exons.
AUGUUGGGAAGAGGGGUUGAUGAGCAACGUGCAAGAGAGACGAAAGAGCAGUCCAAAAACCGAGUGAGUAUGGAUCGGUACAGCAGCAUCUCAGGGGAUUAUUUGUUAGAUCCACAUAGUGAAGAGCUGAUGAAAGCACUUUACCCUUUUUUCCAAAGUGUUUCUUCAUCGCCACCAGCUUCCUCUCCUCUUCCAAACCUCUUCUCACCCUCUUCCUCCAUAGGCCUCAACAAACUCACCCCAACACAAAUCAUCCAAAUCCAAGCGCAGUUCCAACUUCGCCAACUUCAACAGCAACAAGUUAUGUCUUCCACAUGUGUCCAACACAGCAACCAAAAGCACCUUUCCCCAAAGGGGGUCCCCAUGAAGCACGUGGCCACCACCCCAACCAAAGCCACAAAGCUUUACCGCGGUGUUAGGCAAAGACACUGGGGGAAGUGGGUGGCGGAAAUCAGACUCCCCAAGAACCGAACCCGCCUCUGGCUGGGAACCUUCGACACCGCAGAGGAAGCAGCUCUGGCAUACGAUAACGCGGCUUACAAGCUUCGCGGUGAAUUCGCACGCCUCAACUUCCCUCACCUUAAGCACCAUGGUACCCGCGUCUUCGGUGAGUUUGGUGAUUACAAGCCUCUCCCUUCUUCCGUGGAUGCCAAGCUCCAAGCCAUUUGCGACAAGUUGGCUCUUUCUCAGAAACAGGAGCCAUGCCCCUCUGUUGUGAAGGUGGAGCAAGAUCAAGUGCUUUAUCCUGAGCUAGAAGAUUUCAAGGUGGAGUCGGAUGAAUCAUGUGCAGGAUCGUCCUCCCCUGAAUCGGCUGCGACCACUCUUUUUGAUUUCUCGGAUUGUUGCAAGUGGGAGGAACCGGUGAGUUUUGGCUUGGAGAAGUUCCCCUCCGUGGAGAUUGAUUGGGCAGCCAUAUGACUCAUCAUCUUGUGUGUCUGUGUGUGUUAAGUUAUUAUCCUUUUGGGCAGCUUCUGCAAUCAAGUUUUUGGCAUUUGCAGACAUGGUUGUUGCCAUAUUUUAGGGCUCUUGGUUUGUGGGUGCUUUUUAUUCCUUGCAUAACCAUGGGACCUUUGUAAUCUUAUCUACUCUGCUUGUUCAAAAUGUAAUUAAACCGUCUUCCAAUACAUCAAGUUAUCCUAAA